AUGGGUUGCUGUUUCAGCACAAACAAGACUCCAACCCCAAAACCCUCCUUCCUCAAUGUGGAAACCCAUGAGACUGUGAAGGAAGUGCUCUCAGAGACAGCAGCAGCAGCAGCAGCAGAAGUAGGAAUUAGCAAAUCUCCUCCUCCCCAACCAUUGGAAGAGGAGACUGUGAAGGAAGUGCUCUCAGAGACUCCAACCCCAAAACCCUCCUUCCUCAAUGUGGAAACCCAUGAGAUUCCUCCGCCCUCUUUCCUCAAGAUCCAAACAGAUAAGCAUUCUUCCCCUCCAACUCCUUCUCCUCCUCCUCCUCUUCCUCCUCAUCCUCAUCCCUCUUUUCCCAUUAAGGUUGAAGAAGCUAAGAUGGGGAGCAGAAAAACUUUACCUCCUGAUCCAGCAGUAGAAGAGAUCUCUGAAGUCUCGGACAUGUGUAGCUUGAGCGAGAGUGUGUCUACUACAACAAUUGGGGAAGGACGCAUUGACGAUGGUGAGGUCCGGCAGAGAGUAGACAGAUCUCCUGCUAAGAUCCCCAGGAAACGACCUGUCGGCGGGGAGUUCACCGGAAGGACAGAAAGAGGUGAAAAGACGUCUCCGGCGAGAAGAUUCGACCAGUCUCCUGGCAGGAGAAAUGACAACAAUGCCACCAUGAAACCAUCUCCGGUUCGUCAUCAUCACACAAGGGACAUGACUGGUACCGGUGGUGCUUAUACCAACAGACGACGCAGCCCAGGUAGUGAUGGCGGGGUGAGCCGAGAUCCAGGGGAGGGUUCGGCGAGGAGGUCGAGGUCUCCGGCGACACGGGCUGGUUUAGGCCGGAGCCCAUCAUCGAGGGCAGUAAGGUCACCAGCUCGGAUCCCUGCUUUGGGGCCGGAAAACGGACGAAAACCAGAGGAAUCAAGGGGAGACGAGGGGAAUUGGAAUUGGCCUGCGAACGAAUCCCUCGAGAACCCACUCGUCUCCUUGGAAUGCUUUAUCUUUUUGUAGAGAAAUACUAAAAAGAAUUAACAGAUUAGCAGUAUAUUAUCUAGGUUGUUUCCUUCUUUUGAAGCAGCCUUCUUUGUUUAUAAAUACUAUUAUCCAUUCCUGAAUCUUGAUACCAAUGGAAUUCAA
Messenger RNA from Macadamia integrifolia, 1107 nucleotides. Its product is annotated as serine/arginine repetitive matrix protein 2. The transcript has a single exon. NCBI's taxonomy places the organism in Eukaryota, Viridiplantae, Streptophyta, Magnoliopsida, Proteales, Proteaceae. The record is from RefSeq and is a predicted model, not a curated record. Bases 1 to 981 code for a protein of 326 amino acids.